This is a messenger RNA of Rotaria sp. Silwood1, 948 nucleotides long. NCBI's taxonomy places the organism in Eukaryota, Metazoa, Rotifera, Eurotatoria, Philodinida, Philodinidae. The record is from the annotation of a GenBank genome assembly.
AUGACACCACAUGAAGAAAAACCAAUCAGUGAUGAAUUUAUACCAUUAUCGGCAAUUGAACGUAAUAUAUACGAGGAACAAGAAGAAAAACAAGACACCUUCGAUUGGGAAGCAUUACUCGAUGAAGAAUUAGCAGCAGCAAUAGCAGCAUCAGCAGCAAGACAUCGUACUGCCGUUAAUGAACAUUCACGUAAUGAAAAUGAAUUGGAUUAUUUGGCAUCAUUAGAUCGAGCAACACGAAAACCAACUAAGUUAAAAAUAAGCGAUAAUGAUAUGGGUAGAGCAGUUGACAAACUUUCUCAACCCAAUGAAAAUCGCGCUUUUGAUGAACCAUGGAUGAUUGAUAGUGCUACUAGUCGAGUAGAACGUUUACAAUCGAAAACAACUUCUGAUGAUGCUGAGCGAAAAAAACGACGGAAUGAUGCAUUGUUUCUUAUAAUCGUUGGCACGAGCAGUUUAGUUGGCGUUUUGGGUCUUGUUGCAGCAGCAAUUUUCUGGUUCAUGAUUCACAGGAGAGCUCAAACAGCAAUUGAUGUUGAAUAUCCAUCAUAUGGAGUAACUGGACCUAGUAGUACUAGUGGUAAAAAGAUCUCACCAAGUACAAGUGUAUCGGAUCGAAAAUUAGCUCAAAGUGCACAAAUGUUUCAUUAUCAACAACAGCGACAACAAAUAUUGGCCCAAGAAAAAACUCACUUCGAUGCAAAACCUGUUCAUUCAGAUGAUUCUGAUGAUGAAGCACCUGGUGGUGGUGGAGAUUAUACAGUCUAUGAAUGUCCUGGUCUAGCUCCAACGGGUGAAAUGGAAGUGCGUAAUCCACUGUUUGCUGAACCAGAUUCAUCGUUAACUUCAUCAACAUCUGCUUCACAUCCAACAACUAAUAAUCAUUAUCCUCAACCAUCAACAACGACUUCAUCAUCGUCACCACCCAAAGAAAAAUUAUUAUCAUAA